This is a messenger RNA of Macrosteles quadrilineatus (aster leafhopper), 7144 nucleotides long. RefSeq names its product serine/threonine-protein kinase 10 (gene Slik). The transcript has 24 exons. The record is from RefSeq and is a predicted model, not a curated record. NCBI's taxonomy places the organism in Eukaryota, Metazoa, Arthropoda, Insecta, Hemiptera, Cicadellidae. Gene Ontology annotation, biological process: protein phosphorylation. Gene Ontology annotation, molecular function: protein serine/threonine kinase activity; ATP binding. The coding region runs from base 479 to 4420 and encodes 1313 amino acids.
GGCGAAGGUAGUGAAUGAAAUGAAGAUGGAUUCCGAUAAAUUCACUCGUCAUAUUUUGUAUUUAUUGAGCCAAGUAGUGUCGUGAGAAUUAUUGUCUUUCAUCUUUGGAUAUAAUAUAAACUCUUGUGAUCCUAAGCGUACUUUUUAUAAACUGCAGUGUGCCUAAAUGCUUCAAGUGCUUAAUUAAAUGGACUAAGAUAUUUAUUCCUGGAUAUAGCCUGAGCAUAGGUCAGAUCUACAUUGACAAUUGACAGUGAUGAACUCAAUAUGGCCGAUGUCAGCAAACAGAAGAAUGGAGAUUUUCACCCUAAAAUAUUAAUGUCAACAGUGACAAAGCGCAUAAAGAUAUGAAAUAGGCCUACAGAGUGCCUGAUGUAAAUAUGUUGAUUGGACACAUGUGAAUUCAGCUUUAACAAUUUACAAUUAUUAAUAUUGUUAAUUUUAAUUUUGCUAUUGUGUAGUGAAAAUAUUAUUGAAAAUGUCGUUUUUGAGUAAUUUAAAGAAAGUUCUUCACCUUGGCAACAAUGAAUCAAAGAGGAAAAAAGUGUUCAACAAUAUCAAGAUGGAUUGUGAUCCGGAGGAGUACUGGGAGAUGAUAGGCGAGCUGGGGGAUGGUGCCUUUGGGAAAGUGUACAAGGCUCAAAAUAAAAUCACAAAACAGCUUGCUGCAGCAAAAAUGUGUGCUUUGGAAGGGGAAGAUGAUUUAUCUGAUUUCAUGAUAGAAAUUGAUAUUCUAUCUGAAUGCAAACAUGAAAAUAUAGUAGAAUUACACGAAGCCUUCUUUACAAAUGGGAAACUUUGGAUGCUGAUAGAAUACUGUGAUGGAGGUGCUGUUGACUCUAUCAUGGCAGAGCUGGACAAGCCCUUGACUGAGCUACAGAUAGCCUUCAUCUGUCAACACAUGUGUAGAGGGCUCACCUUCCUUCAUCACAGCAAAGUCAUCCACCGUGACCUAAAGGCUGGCAACGUACUGUUGACCAUGAGUGGAGGUGUCAAACUUGCUGACUUUGGAGUUUCUGCUAAAAACAAGUCCACACUUCAAAAGCACGACACAUUUAUUGGAACCCCUUACUGGAUGGCUCCUGAGGUAGUGUUGUGCGAGACAUUUCGUGAUAACCCGUACGACUUUAAGGUUGACAUUUGGUCACUGGGGAUCACAAUGAUAGAAUUUGCUCAAAUGGACCCUCCUAAUCACGAAAUGUCUCCAAUGAGAGUGUUGUUGAAAAUUCAAAAAUCAGAUCCUCCUAAACUGGACCAGCCAUCAAAAUGGUCUAAAAACUUUAAUGAUUUCAUAGCUAAAGCCUUGGUUAAAGAUCCAACGCAAAGACCAACAUCGGACGAAUUAUUGAAGCACCCGUUCAUCGCCCCAGACUUGGAUGUGAAGCCAGUACGAGAUUUGUUGUUGGAGUAUAAAGCAGAAGUUGUUGAAGAAGAGGUUGUUGAUGAAGAAGCUGAGGACCACCGUACAUCCCAGCUGCCUCUGGACCUGGACAAUGGAGAAGAUGACACAGCCUCGCUCAAGAGUGAUUCGGAAAUUAAACUUGCAGAUGACACAGAAGGAGCGAAAAAGAGAGCAGAGGUGGAAACAUCAGACACCAAGAAGGAGAAACCAGCAGAAACCAACCAGCCAGAGACUAAACCACCGCCACCUAUUGUUCGUAAGCAGGACAGUGUGGAGAGGCGAUUGUCACACGACAAGGGUCCAGCGCCACCACCCCCUCAAAUACAACCGUUGCCUCAGUCACCCCAACUGCCACCACAACCACAACCAUUGCCUGAGUCACCGCAACCACCCACACAACCACAACCUUUGCCUCAGACAACACCCCCGCCACCACAACAGCAACCGUUGCCUCAGUCACCAACAACACAACCACAAGUGUUGCCUCAGUCACCACCCCCGCCACCACAACCACAAGUGUUGGCUAAAACACCAUCCCCGCCCCCACAACCAUUGUCCCAGCCACAGCAGCAGGAGGAGGUGAGGCGCAGAGAUGGCAGAGACCGCACUGCUAGACCUGUGUCUAUGAUGCCUGCCAUCAAUGGCUCUGGAGAAGAUCCUAGACCAGAACCAACUCGUACUCGUAGCUCCUCUGCAUCGAAUAGAAACAGACGACGGCCCGCACCGCCUCCUCUGUCUGAUGCAGCCAUCAGUGCUCUCAAACCUCGAACCACAGCGGAGGAUGUAGUCCAGGGUACGACCGUGGUAGUGGACUCUCCACGUAAACCCUCAGAGCUAGAGACUAAUGUAACGGUUGUAACUACCACCCACCCGCCUGUACUGCACCUCCAUCAGCCAUCCCCACCACCACCACAGGUCGUCAUUGUGGCCAACGAAACAAACAAGACACAGGUGGACGACUCAUCACCUAACUCAGAAGAGGAGGUGAUAGUGAUCAACUCCAGCAGUAUGGACUUUGGAGAUGAGGAGGAUGGACCUGACAUGAGCCAUGUGUCUGUGGUGAAAGUAGGAGAUGAGAGUGACUCACGCGCCACACCUGACUCUAUGUGGAACUCUGUAGACGGCAUGGAUGAAGACUCGUUAAUGAUUGUUGGGGGAGGGGCCAGCACCUCCAUAGUAGUUGAGUGUACAGAAGCAGACAGCAAUCUUCACUCUCACGCCAAGGUCAAUGGACAACCAUCCAUACCAUCCGCAGACAGCGAAGAAGUAUUUAUCGUGGUCAACAAGUCUACCAAUAUCCAAAAGAAGGAGGUGGAGGAGCGAGGUGCAGGAGGAGGUGAGAGUUCACACAGUGAGACUGGGUCAUUGCACACUCCACCAUCUCUAGCCAGCACUCGUACAUUGGACAGGUCAGACGCUGAGAGUGUUGCUACCACUGCCAGUCAGGACAGCAACAAGGAGAACACCCGACCUGAACAGGACGUGGUGCUGCGACGAAACACAGAGUACAACAGGCAAGAAGGGGUCAGACAUAGCCGUUCUAAAGAAGAAUUGGAACUUCACAACCUCAAGAAGAAAACCAGAAAGAGGACAAGAAAGUUUGAAAUUGAUGGUGUUGUGGUUACCACAACUACUAGCAAAGUCAUAUAUGCUGAUGAAGAGAGUGGAAGAGGAUAUGAUGACCAAAUUUUCAGGAAGCAAGAACUUAGAGAACUGAAGAUGCUUCAGAAGCAGGAACAAAAACAAUUCCAAGAUCUUUCCAUGAAAGCGCAUAUAGCUAAGGAGCAACAGGACAAGAGGUUUGAGCAGGAGCGUGUAACGCUACUCAAGACCUAUGAGGCUGACCUGGAGGCCCUAAGUAGACAACAACGGCAACAGGUAGAAAAGGCAGAGCAGCAACAAGAAGCAGACCUAAGAACAGCCUCCAAGAGGAUCCGAGCUGAGCAGGAACGAGAACUCAAGGAGUUCCGAGAAAGUCUCAAGACCGAACUGCGACUGCUCCGUCAAGAGAUUGACCUCAUGCCCAAGGAUAAGAGAAAAAGCGUCUUUCGUGGCCGUAAAGAAAAACUUGAAGUAGAACAUGAGGAGAGGGAAAAACUAUUCCUUGAAAAGCUCAAUGAAAACCAUGAAACUUCUCUUCGUCGUUUGAGUGACUCUCACAGAGAAAAAAUUGCAUUGAUGGAAAGACAAUUUUUACAGCAAAAGCAACAAUUGAUGAGGGCUCGAGAGUCAGCUCUUUGGGAGUUGGAAGAAAGACAAAUUCAUGAGAAGCAGCAGCUUGCCAAAAGACAACUGAAAGAUGGAUUCUUCUUACAGAGGCACCAGAUGCUCAUUCGACAUGAGAAAGAACUUGAACAGAUGAAGAGAAUGAACCAACGAAAAGAAGAAGAUUUACUCAAGCGUCAAGCCCUUGAAAAAAGAGCUUUACCAAAAAGAAUCAGAUCAGAAAUGAAAGCUAGGGAGAUGAUGUUUAGAGAAUCCAUGAGGAUAAGCAUGGCAUCCAACCCAGACCCUGAACAAGAGAGGAAUAGACUUAAAAAGUUCCAGGAGAAUGAGAAGAAGCGUUACCGUGCUGAGACACUGAGGUUUGAACUGAAACAUCAGCACCAAUUGGAGGAGCUGAGAGCAGCUGCUGAUACUACCAUCAGGGAGCUGGAGCAGCUUCAGAAUGAGAAGAGAAAGAUGCUGAUGGAGCAUGAGACUCUUAAGCUGAAGGAGCAAGAGGAAAUGUACUCCAGGGAGUUGAAGGAGUGGAAAGCUCAGCUCAAGCCUCGCAAACAGUUCCUGGAGGAUCAGUUCCACUAUGAGUUGGCGACUUGUGGACAACGAAGACACUCAAAGAGUGUGUCCCUGCCCCCAACCCCUCGCUCCCUCACUCGCACUCGCUCUGCCACUCACUCACUACGCUCACAUCCCGCUCACUCCUCCUCUUCCUACUCCUCACGCUUUAGCAUACCUCGUCCCAGGGUCACAAGCACCCUCUUUGAUCCACCCCAAGAAUCAUCCACUCCUUUCUAGCACUGGUUAACUUGGGAUGUACUGUUUUGCUUUUAUCAUCAAUAGGCUUCUUACUUUGAAUGUCUGCUGCCAAAAUGCAAUGGCAACAGUUGGGUUGCUUCACAUUAAAUUUGGGAAUUCAAUCCCAAAAUCAUAUCCCAGGACCCCUGUGGCAAUUAUGGAUUAGAAAGUCCCAAUCUUAGUAUUUUAGGGUUAUAAAAUAUAUACUUUAUGUUAAAUGACUGGAUUUAAAAGCUCAACUUCCUGGGGUCAACUUUAAAACCAUCUCAUUCCUGGUAUUGAAUUUCCUAGUUGCGCUAGGUAAACAUUACAAUACCCUGCAGAUUCUUUACAGGUUAAAAGUAACAAAAUUAACAAUAUGUUUAAGAACUUGUUUGACCUACUUAAUCUUUUCUUAUCCAAAUAUUCUUAAACAAGCCCAUUAAUCAUCAGGUUUAUAUAAUAUGUUUCAUGUUAAGAAUCAUGAAAUAUAGUCUUGGGUCGGUAGCUGAUUUAACAGUCUCGUUUUGAUUCAAUUAUUUUAAAAACUGUUUUCGGUUUUCAUUUUUAAAUCACUUGUUUAAAUAAAAUUAUUUUCUUCAGGCCUACUCAUGUAAAGGUAGAAACCAUGUUUAAAAUUGUAACUGUGAUGCCUACUAUAUUUCAAAGCAAGAUUAAGUUAGAAAAAAUACCCUAACCUCAUUUAGUUAUGGUAUCUUUAGGUACAUUUCACAAUAAUUAUUAUUGUCGUAUUUUAAAAUUCAAGGUUAUAACUCCAGGCUGUACAACAAAAAUACUUUCAGCGGCAAAAUUUAAUCACCAUAAUUAAACUAUUAUUUCCAUGAUAAACUGAGUUUGGGAUUUCAUAAUUACCCUAGUAAUAAAUAAUGGAAGCCAUAAAGGAAUAGAAGUGAGUAACAAUCAAAGUGAUAAAACUUUUAUGAACUUAGAUUGCACAGUUCUUUGAUAUACUUGACUUGACCUUGAGUACCGGUACAAGAAAAUGAUUUUUGUCAUGAUAUCAUAUUAGUGGGUUUGGGGAUUGCUAAUGGGUUUUUUAUUGCAUCAUCACCCUAUUAUUAAGUUAUGAAAGUCAACAAACAUCUAAGUAACCUUUUAUAUGUCCUCCUAACAGGGCAAAAUGAUUGCACAAUAGCCGAUAAACUCGAACAUUUUUUAGCAACCGACCCAUCCCUAUAUCAUGAACCCACAAAAAUAACACAUUAUUUUCUAUCAUAAUUGUUAAACAUAUUGGACCAAUGAUCAGCUAAAUAUGCUUAAUGCUUGGGUUUGUAAUUUGGGUCAUUUGGUUCCCCUCUAGGGAACAAUCAAUUGUGAUCUUCAUUUUCAAGUUUUAGGGUUUGCAUUAUCUGUAGGCUACUUAUUUAUUUUAAGGUCUACAUUUUUUGUUCAAAUCGUUUUGUUUUAAAACUGAACUGUGAUCCCACCAAGUUUUCUAUGCACUUGUUGACAUAUGCCAAACGUAGAAUAGGGUUUUUUAAACCUGUUAUGAUUAAAAUGCAGCUGUAACAAAAUCGUAUAAGUACAAUAACUUUACUAUAUACAUCAGAAAGAGCAAUUAAAAUACUACUUUUCUUCGUAGUCGCCAAACAAAUUGAGACACUUAUCGUACUGGUGCAGAAGCUUUGAAAUUCCUUCAUCAUAGAAGUCUGCCGCCUGCGAUCUCAGCCACUCCAAGACGCACACCUUGAGCUCCUCGUUGUCGAAGCGCUGUGUUGCUAGCCAGGUCUUCAUUCUUGGAAAAAGUGAAAAUCGCUUGGUGCAAGGUCCAGACUAUAGGGUGGAUGAGGAAAACCUCCCAUUUGAAAAAGUAAAGGAGUUCAAAACCUUGUCAAAAAGGAGUUAUAACCGCACCAAAGUGCGGUUUGAUCUGUGAGGUCGUCGGGCAUUGUCAUGCACAAACAAAAUUUUCCAACGUCAAUUCACUUUGGUGCUUGUUUUGAAUGGCUCCCCUAAGGUUGUGCAAAGUUUCACAGUAAUGCUCAGAGUUUAUUGUUGCACCACAUUAGAGAAAGUCAACAAGAAGCACACCUUCCCUGACCCAAAAAACCGUCGCCAUAAUCUUCCUUGCUGACAAUGUUUGCAAACAUUUUAUUGGGUUUUUAGGGGACCUUUUGUGCCUCCACUCCAUGGACUGUAAUUUUGUUUCACAAAAGCUCCGUUAUAUUGAAUCGGCGGUUUUCGCGAACCUUUUCAUCAACUUUGGAGACCAGUACAUCAGUUACAAUGCUCGGGCGAGCGCUCUUCGCUUCAUCGAGAACAUCAGUUCGGCCAUUUUUAAACUGAAUGCACAAUUUUAACAGAACUUUCAUUCAUUAUAUUUUUUCCGUUAACUUUACAUUUGGGGAUAAAUUUCUAUCUGUUUUAAGUUUUUGCCAACAAAAACCAUAUCACUGACCGCACCUCACAACUGGCGGGAUUUUAAAUCGCAACGCACAUCUUCAUUUGAAAUUGCAAAAAAAACAGCCAGCGCAGAGAUGUUCCAGUUGCCACGGCUGGACGCCGACUGAGUUGCCGAGUGCACAUGAAAUGAAAUGAAAUGAAAUGAAAUAUUACUUUAUUAUCACAAAACAUUUCACAGAUCCAGCGUUAGCUGGUGAAACAGGUGAUAUUGUCAGAGAUCUUAAACACUAAGUUACAUAACAAAACUAAAAUCCACAUAGCUUAAACUAAAAUAUAUUUACUUAUCAUUUAAAUAAUCGGAAAUAUUAUAAUAAUUUUUCU